This is a messenger RNA of Plenodomus lingam JN3, 1719 nucleotides long. RefSeq lists its product as uncharacterized. The record is from RefSeq and is a predicted model, not a curated record. Gene Ontology annotation, molecular function: mRNA binding. Lineage: Eukaryota; Fungi; Ascomycota; Dothideomycetes; Pleosporales; Leptosphaeriaceae. Gene Ontology annotation, cellular component: nucleus; cytoplasm. Gene Ontology annotation, biological process: regulation of gene expression.
AUGGCUGGGCCUCCCGAUCUCAAUGCAAUCCUUGCGGCUCUUGCUGCCGGUGGAGGACGUGGGCCCUCUACCACGCCCUCGCAGGCGCCGCAACAGCCGCCGCCAGCGCAACAUGCACCCCCUCCGGGCAUGCCUCCCGGCUUCCCAGGCGGCAUGUCGGCUGCCUCCCCAUCUGGUAUUCAUGGCUACAACUUCCCUCAGCCCACCCAUUCUGGUAGCCUCGAUCUCAGCGCCAUCAAACCUGUGAGCACUGGCUCCGUCAGCAUACAGGACGCGCUGGCCAAGGCGCGUGGUUUUGCAGCUCAAAAGGGUCUUGCCUAUGAGGCGCGCCCAGGUAUUCCCGAGCCUUGGUCUGGUUAUGGCGCGCCUGCGCAAACUUACACAGUCCCAGCUCAUUCAGAAGACCCGCGACUCAGCGGCCGUUCUUACCGUCGAUCGCGCUCGCGUUCGCGCUCUCCGCAGCGUCGUGAGCCUGUGCGUGAAAGCUACAACCCCUACCGUGACGAGCGCCGUGAUGAGCGCCGGGGCGGAGGCUAUGGUCGUGAUCGUUCUCGCUCCCCUCCUAGACGUGAGACUUUUUCUCCAUCGCAGGCACAGUACGGCGGUCAAUCGCGCUCCCCCCCUCCCAAUGAUAACUCUGAGGUGAUUCUCAUUGAUUCGUCGCUAGUUGGUCUUGUGAUUGGACGCCAAGGUGAGAGUCUCCGUCGCAUUGAACAAGAAUCACAGACUAGGAUCCAGUUUAUCAAUGGGCCUGAGUCUGGUCCUCAACGCCAAUGUCGUAUCACCGGUAGUCCCAGUGCUCGUAUUAGUGCUAAGCGCGAGAUCAACCGUAUUAUUGAAGAGAAUGGUGGCAACCCGGCUCGUGAGACGGGUCGCAAUGCACGAGCGCCUGCAAAGGCAGUCGUCGGCCAGCAGCAGCCCGCUCUCCGCGAAGGUGAACAGUCUUCUCAAAUCAUGGUGCCUGAUCGUACUGUUGGCCUGAUCAUCGGCCGUGGCGGCGAAACUAUUCGUGACUUGCAAGAACGAAGUGGUUGCCAUGUCAACAUUGUCGGUGAAAACAAGAGUGUGAACGGCCUGCGCCCUGUGAACCUCAUUGGAAGCCCUGCUGCUGCCGCCCAUGCCAAGGAGCUGAUUAUGGAGAUUGUCGACAGUGACACAAAGCAAAUGGAUGCGAACAACCAGCAACAGUCACAGCAGCAGGCACCUCAAAACGCAAGACGUGAUAAUUUUGAUGCAUAUGGCGGAGCAGGUGCUGCCCCUGCUGGCAAGAUCAAUGAUAGUAUCUUGGUCCCUUCCGAUGCCGUUGGUAUGAUUAUCGGCAAAGGCGGUGAAACUAUCAAGACUAUGCAAUCUGACACAGGCUGUAAGAUCAACGUGUCGCAAGCUUCGGGUGCCGACAUUGAACGAGAAAUUGGACUCGUCGGAACCCGCCAGGCCAUCGAAGACGCUAAACGCGCCAUCUGGGAGAAGGUUGACCAAGUAAAGGAGAAGAAUAACUCUCGUCGACGUGACAAUGGAAACCAGGAGAAUAACUACUCACACCAACAGCCAUCUUACACGAAUAGCGCGCCAGCAGCGCAGCCUCCGCCUGCCGCUGCUCCUGCUGCAGGCGCUGCAGAUCCAUAUGCCGUGUACGGUGGUUACCAGAACUACCUUGCCAUGUGGUAUGCGUCUAUUGCUCAGCAGCAACAGGGCGGUCAGGGACCACCGGGCGCUUAG